Vicia faba (fava bean) is the source of this 474-nucleotide messenger RNA. NCBI's taxonomy places the organism in Eukaryota, Viridiplantae, Streptophyta, Magnoliopsida, Fabales, Fabaceae. The record is from the annotation of a GenBank genome assembly.
AUGGGCGGCAAGGAUUCCAUCUUGGGGAAUCCAACAUAUAUAAUUUCCCCUAAGGAUGCCAAGGAUCCCAUAUUAGGGGAUCCAACAUAUAUAAUUGCCUCUAUGGGAAACAAGGACCCUAUCUUGGGGAAUCUAGCAUAUAUAAUUUCCUCUAUGAGUGACAAAGAUCCUAUCUUAGGGGAUCCAACAUAUAUAAUUGAUUCUAUGGGCGUAAAGGAUUCCAUCUUGGGAAAUCUAGCAUAUAUAAUUGCCUCUAUGAGCGACAAGGAUCCCAUCUUGGGGAAUCCAACAUAUAUAUUUCCUCCAUGGGUGGCAAGGAUCCCAUCUUGGGGAAUCCAACAUAUGAAAUUUCCUCUAUUGAAAGGCUUUCUCGUGAGCAUGGAUUUUCUGCAAAGGCUUUAUCAUGUUAUGAGGUCGGAUGGAAGGCUCUGUUGUUCUCGCUCGCUUCAUCGGGCGACAUUAUCUCAUGGAUGA